AUGACAACUGACCCCUACAAUACAGGUAUAACAAUGUAGAUACCACACACCCUGUGAGUUACCUAACUCACUAAGAUAAGAUGGCCUCACUGUUUCGUAGAAAGAAACAGCCUCAGACGGAGGAGGAACGAUUGUUUGCGGAGUACAGGAAACUUGAGAAGAGAACCCAGUCUCUAAGCAAUGGUAUCAAGUCUUGGAAGACUAGCCAGCUCAACUUGUGCAAGGGCCAGAACAAGAUGUCGAGUUGUUUGAAGCAAGUAUCUAAGAUAGGGCUCGAUCCCUCUGCUCUGACAAGAUGUGUCGAUCUUAUUACCACCCAACGACACAAGAUGCUGGACGAUGUUCGAUUAACUACUCAGGCUUCAAUGCAGAGACUUCAUUCACUCUUCAACAACAUGAACGGUGCAACUAAGAAACGUGCCCAGGCCAAAAGCGAGGCUGAUAAUCUGAAGAAGAAAGUAGAUAAGUACUACAACCAGUACCCGAUACCAAUAGAGAAGUAUAAGAAUGCAGUUAAAAUACACAAGGAGGCUACAGAGAGGCAUUCCAAAGCUCACGAUAACUUACUUAAUGAUCUCCGCUGCAUCAGCAAAGGGAAGUACGAUUUCUUUGAGCCAUGCCUGGAGUCCCUACUGCUAGCCCAACUAACCUACUACAAGCGAGUAUGGAAGACUCUGGAACCUGCAAUACACGAGGUCGAGUCCACAGAGACACUCUCCACUGCGGCUAAUAUGGAGAGACUUAGAUCUCUGUCUAUCGUUACUGGCCCCCAGAACAAUCUCAAGGCUAGGAUGAUGUCUAGAAAGUCUAGCAAGGCUCCCGCUCCUCCUAGUGCCAUGAGCUAAACUUUACAAGCAAGGCUCCCGCUCCUCCUAGUGCCAUGAGCUAAACUUUACAAGCAAGGCUCCCGCUCCUCCUAGUGCCAUGAGCUAAACUUUAAAGCUUAAUUCUGAUGAAUCUGAUAAUAUAACUAUUCAGUAACCCGCAAUAACGUGAUCGUUUGACUUCAAUUGUAUUUUGUAGACGGUUUAGUGUUUCGAUAUCAUAAUUUCUAUACGUUUAUAUUCGCAUAAGUUGUUCGUUACUGAAUUCUGAUAUAUCAGCUAAUGUAUAAACAGUCCAAGCUUCAUAUAAAAUCCUUUUUAUGAUCGGCUCUACUUUAAAGUUUAUUAUUUUUCGGUAUUCGCCGAUUCGAUUUAGAACAUUUGUGAAUUUCUACAUAUAAUUUGAUAAAAACUUAUUCCCGAUAAAUAAACUUACCAGUUUGUUGAUGAGCCAUUUGAUUGAGCUACCGGUGUUUUGAAAAUAUAUGCUUUACUCAUUUAUCCGUUUCCAGAUAAGUGUGUACGAUGAUUUCCCCUUUUCAAAGUUUCGAUACGAUCCUCAGAUCAAUUGUUACCGUUUUAUACCGAUUUUAAAGUGCGUGUAUUUCGUUAGGUAGCUAAUAAAUCAGGGGUAUGUGACGUGUAUCAUACAAGUUUGUUUUUGUAAUAUUAAUAGUAAACGUUUAACUGUGUUUAGAAUUAAAAUGAUAAUAAUUGUAAAAACACACUAA
Bolinopsis microptera is the source of this 1555-nucleotide messenger RNA. RefSeq names its product bridging integrator 3 homolog. Gene Ontology annotation, molecular function: lipid binding. Bases 81 to 845 code for a protein of 254 amino acids. Gene Ontology annotation, biological process: actin cortical patch localization; plasma membrane tubulation; endocytosis. The transcript has 5 exons. NCBI's taxonomy places the organism in Eukaryota, Metazoa, Ctenophora, Tentaculata, Lobata, Bolinopsidae. The record is from RefSeq and is a predicted model, not a curated record. Gene Ontology annotation, cellular component: actin cortical patch.